Molecule: messenger RNA, 4255 nt
Organism: Arabidopsis arenosa
Lineage: Eukaryota; Viridiplantae; Streptophyta; Magnoliopsida; Brassicales; Brassicaceae
Source: the annotation of a GenBank genome assembly
AAGAAAUAGAUUAGCGUGUGAGCUCAUCUCUCUUAAAUCUCUCCGCUCUAAAUAAGUUUGUUGGAAUUAUCCUCCGCGUUUUUGUUAAAUCGAUUCGUUCCGCGACCUUAUCCAUUUUCUUCAUCUCUCUCUCUCAAUUCUCAAACUUCGAUUUUCCUUUUCUCGCGCGAGAUAUUUUCUGGAUUUUGUCUGCGAAUCACGAAUAUUCCAGCGUUUCUUCGUCCCGCAUUGGCGCACGAUUUUUGUCGUUUUUCCGGGAUUCGAAGAACAGUUUAUAGAGUGAAGAAGAAGAAGAGUCGAGAGGUUUUUCGGAGUCGAUAUCGUUUUUUUGAAUCGAAUCUGCAAGUUUUUGAAGUUUCUGUGUGGAGUUUUGUUGGAUGAGAUAUGUCGAUACCGAAGGAGCCAGAGCAGGUGAUGAAGCUGAGAGAUGGAUCGGUACUUGGUAAGAAGACGAUUCUCAAGAGUGACCAUUUUCCAGGUUGUCAAAAUAAGCGUAUGACUCCUCAGAUCGAAGGCGCUCCCAAUUACCGUCAGGCUGAUUCACUACGUGUACAUGGGGUUGCAAUUCCAACUGCUGUUGGGAUACGAAACGUUCUUAGGCAUAUUGGAGCUCACAAGGACGGGAAACAAGCAAAAGUUCUUUGGGUUAGUCUCAGGGAGGAACCGGUAGUAUACAUAAACGGGCGACCUUUUGUUCUACGUGAUGUGGAGAAACCUUUCACUAAUCUUGAGUACACGGGAAUCAACAGGGUAAGGGUAGAGCAAAUGGAAGCCCGGUUAAAAGAAGAUAUUCUCAUGGAGGCGUCGAGAUAUGGGAAUAAGAUACUUGUCACCGAUGAACUGCCAGAUGGUCAGAUGGUGGACCAGUGGGAGCCAGUCUCAACUGAUUCUUUGAAGACACUACUUGAGGUUUACGAAGAACUGCAAGCUGAAGGCUACCUUGUCGAUUAUGAACGUGUUCCUAUAACGGAUGAAAAGUCACCAAAAGAAACAGAUUUUGAUCUGUUGAUUAGGAAGAUAUCUCAGGCUGACAUUAAUACGGAGAUCAUUUUCAAUUGUCAAAUGGGACGUGGACGUACGACAACUGGAAUGGUGAUUGCAACCCUGGUCUAUUUCAAACGUACUGGGGCAUCAGAUCAAGGAUUCCCAAGAAACAACUCUUUUGGGAGAAUCUUUAAAGCUGGUGAAAAUAUUACUGUUAAUCUGCCGAAUUCGGAGGAGGCAAUCCGUAGAGGGGAAUACGCGGUCGUUAGAAGUUUAAUUAGAGUCUUAGAGGGUGGUGUAGAAGGUAAAAGGCAAGUUGAUAAAGUCAUCGACAAAUGUGCAUCCAUGCAGAAUUUACGAGAGGCAAUUGCAACCUAUCGCAGUAGUAUUUUGCGUCAACCCGAUGAAAAGAAGAGAGAGGCAGCACUCUCAUUUUUUGUUGAGUACUUGGAAAGAUAUUACUUCCUUAUAUGCUUUGCAGUAUAUCUUCAUUCAGAGGGUGCUUUUCUCCAAUCUGGUUCGCUUGGCCAUGUCAGUUUUGCUGAUUGGAUGCGAGCUAGGCCAGAGCUCUAUAGCAUUCUUCGCAGGUUGCUCAGGAGAGAUCCUAUGGGUGCCCUUGGAUAUGCAGCUAUGAAGCCUUCUUUGACAAAGAUUGCAGAAUCUACUGACGGGCGCCCUCACGAGAUGAGUGUCGUUGCUGCGCUUAGAAGUGGGGCAGUUCUGGGAAGUCAAACUGUACUAAAGAGUGAUCAUAGUCCUGGCUGUCAAAUUUUAAGUCUACCAGAGAGGGUGGAAGGAGCUCCGAAUUUUAGGGAGGUUCCAGGAUUUCCUGUAUAUGGUGUUGCGAAUCCAACUAUAGAUGGUAUUCGAUCUGUCAUUGAAAGGGUUGGGAGUUCCAGAGGUGGUCGGCCAGUUUUUUGGCACAAUAUGAGAGAAGAACCUGUUAUAUAUAUCAACGGGAAACCAUUUGUUCUACGUGAAGUUGAAAGGCCAUAUAAGAACAUGCUAGAAUAUACGGGAAUUGAUCGAGAUAGAGUGGAAGGAAUGGAGGCUCGUCUAAAAGAAGAUAUUCUGAGAGAAGCUAAGCGAUAUGACGGUGCGAUAAUGGUCAUUCAUGAAACCAAAGAUGGACAGAUUUUUGAUUUAUGGGAAACUGUGGAUGCUGAUUCUGUUCAAACACCCCUCGAGGUCUACAAAUGUUUAGAGGCUGAUGGUUUUCCUAUUAAGUAUGCACGUGUACCUAUAACUGAUGGUAAAGCGCCCAAAAGCUCAGACUUUGACACAUUGACAUCUAAUAUUGCUUCUGCUUCCAAAGACACUGCUUUUGUCUUCAAUUGCCAGAUGGGGAGAGGUAGAACAACCACUGGAACUGUCAUUGCCUGUCUAGUGAAGCUCCGCAUCAAUUAUGGGAGACCUAUCAAGGUUCUUUAUGACGUUCUGACCCAUGACAUUGUGGAUGAAGAUUCCUCAAGUGGUGGUGAAGAAACUGGAAGUAAUAACGCUGAAGCAAGACCUCGUAAUUCAGGACGAAGAACUGAGGAGGAACAAGGUCGUGCAUUUGGAAUGGAUGACAUCCUUUUACUGUGGAAAAUCACUAGGUUAUUCGAUAAUGGAGUUGAAUCCCGUGAGGCUUUAGAUGCCGUGAUUGAUAGAUGUUCUGCAUUGCAAAAUAUUCGUGAAGCUGUUCUGCAGUACAGAAAGGUUUUCAACCAACAACAUGUUGAGCCACGAGUAAGGAGUGCUGCCUUGAAACGUGGCGCUGAAUAUUUGGAGAGAUACUUCCGCUUGAUUGCCUUUGCAGCCUAUCUAGGAAGCAAAGCUUUUGAUGGGUUCUUUGUGGAAGGAGAAUCUAAGGUGACGUUCAAGAAUUGGUUGAAUCAGAGGCCUGAGGUGCAAGCAAUGAAGUGGAGCAUAAGGCUAAGACCUGGACGAUUUUUUACCAUUCCUGAGGAAUUGCGGGCACAACAUGAAUCGCAACACGGAGAUGCAGUCAUGGAGUCAAUUGUCAACGAACGUAGUGGUUCUGUCUUGGGAAAGGGUUCUAUACUUAAAAUGUACUUUUUCCCUGGCCAAAGAACUUCAAGUCGUUUGCAAAUUAACGGUGCACCUCACGUAUACAAGGUCGAUAGAUAUCCUGUGUAUAGCAUGGCAACUCCCACAAUUUCAGGCGCUAAAAAGAUGCUCGCCUAUUUAGGCACCAAACUAAAGGAAGAAGGUGGGGUUUCAACAGAAAGAAUAGUAGUAACAGACUUGAGAGAAGAAGCGGUUGUUUAUAUCAAUGGAACUCCAUUUGUCUUGAGAGAAUUGAGUAAACCUGUUGAUACGCUUAAGCAUGUUGGAAUAACCGGUGCAGUGGUAGAAAGCAUAGAAUCACGGUUAAAAGAAGAUAUAUUGGCUGAAGUUCGAGAGACUGGAGGCCGAAUGCUAUUGCAUCGUGAAGAAUACAGCCCGGCAUCUAAUCAAUCUCGGGUUAUUGGAUAUUGGGAGAAUAUUCAACCAGAUAAUGUGAAGACACCUGCAGAAGUAUAUGCUGCUCUGAAAGAUGAAAAUUACAACAUAUCUUACCGCAGAAUACCUUUAACCAGAGAAAAAGAUGCAUUAGCUUCCGAUGUAGACGCGAUCCAGUACUGUAAAGACGAUUCCGCUGGGAGUUACUUGUUUGUAUCGCACACCGGUUUUGGAGGAGUUUCUUAUGCAAUGGCCAUAACUUGUCUCCUACUUCAACCUGGUCAGAACUUCGCAGCUACACCAACCACAGAUUCUUCUACCUUAGAAGAAGAUGAUUCGCCUUCACGGGCUUGUGAUGAAGAAGCGUUGAGUAUGGGAGACUACCGCGACAUACUGAGUCUCAUAAGAGUGCUUUCUCAUGGUCCUCAGAGCAAAUCAGACGUAGAUGGAAUAGUCGAACUGUGUGCUGGUGCUGGACAUUUAAGAGAAGACAUCGUUUACUACAGUAAAGAACUCAACAAGCUUCCUAUUACAAAAGAUGAAAACCGUUCAUACAUCAUGGACAUGGGUGUUAAAGCCUUAAGGCGCUACUUUUACCUGAUAACAUUCAGAUCAUACCUCUAUUGCACGUCACCGGAAGAAAUGAAAUUCUUGGAUUGGAUGAAGUCACGGCCGGAACUUGGACAUCUCUGUCAUAACCUCAGGAUAGAUAAGUAAAAGUGUGAUUUUGGGUUUCAGUGUCCAUACAUAUAUGUAUAAUCUAGGCAAAGUUAUGUUGUUUGGUUUAUACAGAGCUUUUAGUGUAUAAAAAUUGUACAGCUUU